CUUUACAUCACGUUCGUCUCUGCGCCUCCCGCGACUGCCUGCCCGCCUGCAUUCCCGCCCGUCACGAGGUUUCGCCCGUCACUGUCGCUUCGUUUCUUCGCGUUUCCGGCGGUCAGGCCCGUCCUUUCUUCAGCCCAGAGGUCUCCGGCCGGGCCUCGAAACCACUGUCGUCACCGUCCACCCAAACGCCACCGUCGACUCCUGCCUCGACACGGUUGUACCCGCUCCAAACGACCAGUUGAGCGCCCAGCACACGACCACCCACCGCGGAGAACAGCAUACACACUUCUUUCAUGCCGAGUCACGCAGAGACCGAUCACUGCCCUCACAUCACAAGUCCCCAACGCUGCUGCUGCAUGGGGGCGCGCUUUUGCUAAGGGAUGACCGCCCCUACUCAGCCCGACGACUCCAGGUCUCGACCACCAAUCCAACAUGGCCCAGAGGUCCUUGACAGGCACGAGUAUGAAGGGAAUCCGGAUGCCAGAUAUGUGGCGGCCAGAGAUCCGGCUCGCGUCAGUAUAGAUGAGAAACGGGAAAGCCCCUUGGCUGGGGACGCCUUGCCACGAUCACCAAAUCCUCUCAAGCGCCUGAGUGCGCGCCUCAGCAGUAAUCUGGUCAGUCUACGCGGCGGCGGUAGCCCGGAAAGGACUGGCACCGCUAGACCCAAGUUGAGUGCCGUCAAGCACGCCUCGUCACUCAAGCAAUCACCCGAGCACGGGUCCAAGAAAAAGAACAGGGAGGUGAGCAUUUCCCAAAGCUCGCCAGACAUUAUAGGCAACCCGGUGGUAGCCUAUAUGGAAGGCCUUACUCGAUAUCUGUCCCAGCAUGAACAGGGCUGGAAGGGCUCGCCUGAGGCCCACGUCACGACAGCACGUGCGCCUGGCGUCUCACCCGUUAUCGAGUCGUCGCCUAUAACUGCGACGCCUGCGGAUGACUUACUGACAACAUCGACCCAGUCAAACACAACUGUCAGGGGCGGCAUAACGCCUGGUCUCGUGGCUCGAACGCCAUCGUACCCGUUUCCCAGGAUGAACCCGGCCGGGCUCAAACUUGGCCAUGGACCCAUGAUGGCCAGCCCACAAUCGCAAACUCCCCUCCUCCAUUCCACUGGAGGUCAGUUUGCCAGCCACUUCUUGCUGCAGGAGCAGCUGCGAUCGGAUCCUUCCACCCCUGCUUCUGUCAUGACCUUCCAGCCCACUGGUCAUCCUGAGCCACAGCCAAAUUUCGACUACCCGUCCCCAAACCUGUAUGACCUAUCGUUACUGCUCGCGGCCGAGCCUGGUCUCGAUGCUUGGUGGAAUACUGUGGUCCAGAUCAUGACGGAACACUUCAAAGCGGAGCGUGUGACAUUGUCAAUACCUGCAGACAACACCGAUCUAGAGAAUGUGCCAUGGGGCCAAAAAGCCACAUUCAACGCGAGUGAGGAAGAUGAGCUCAGCAUGGGCUACAUGGGUCGAUCUAGCUUCGCACCACAGAGCACCGAGGAGGAGCCAGCUUCGACCCCGGAUCUGCCGCUGAAGAAUGAUCGCCCAGUGCGGCCGGACAUGUUCAGUCGACAUUCUUUUACGUCGUAUGAGAAGCAGAAAGGUGCCCAGGAUACGCAUACAAACUCAGCAGCAUCGCCUGCCCCCCAAUGCCCGGGGUCCAUACUUCGUAGCAAGAGCUUCUACCCCACGACGAAUGCCCCACGUCCAGCUUCGCCUCAUCCAGCCCUCAACAAGCGCGCUCUGGAGAAACAUGACGCCGAAGAAGAGAAUCAACCUAUGCCUUCAUGGGAAGCUCCAUUGUUCAUGGGCCGAGACAUGAGAGGCCGUGUACUUCCUAUGCUCCAGGCCCUUGAUCUGGAGGCAGAUCCUUUGAUAGAUCAUAACGGCAUUGCAAGAGUGAUUGAGCGAGGUAAAGUGAUUGCGCUAACGCGAAGCUACCCGUACUUGAACCCCUUCGAGGAUGAAAAGAAGAAGGGCCCACGCACCAGCUGGUCGAACGGCUCGUCGGAGUCGAAAAAGGGCUUGAGGAAGCAAACAACGUCAGAUUCAAGCACGCAGCUUUCAUCACUCCUCGACAGCGUCACAGCCUCGCAGACCACGGCCAAAGGCAGAAAGCUACCCCAGGAAAGAAGCAAAAUUACAGACAUUCUCGCUUCCAUCGACAGUGGUGCCCCGCGUCCCCCAACGCCGAAGUACGAAGAAUUUGAACAAACACCACCAUCCCCGUGGUCACAAUCUCCUGCACCAUCGCCUGCCGUGCGAUCCGAUCCUUCAGAAAACCCUUUCUUCACAGAUGCUGUCAUUGAUGAGGAUUCAUUCAAUCCUGGCGCGAGUCCACACGAUUAUACGGCGAUCCAAACUCCCGAGGCGAUUGGCGUAGACAAUUCUUGGACCGUGUUACAUGUCCCAUUGCACCAUAUCCUACUCUCCAAGCCUACGAAAGCAUUCAAACUCAACUCUGCCGCCCUGGGUCAAAGAAACGCAUCGCGACCUGGUGGCGCCAAAGCGCAAUCCCCGACGUCCGCCGAGGACACCCAGGAUCAGCCCCGUCCACCUGUGGCUAUUCUUUCUAUUCUGAGCCCUGUUAUACCCCAUUACACUAUGCUUGAAACCGAAGUGCUUGGGUUGGAUCGGAAACGACCUACGACAUCCGGCUUUGGCGGUGUGGAUCUGGACGGCAGGCCAUUACAGAAUCCUGCCUCGAUACGCAAUUUCAGCUAUGACGCAAUGUCCUCCCAGUACCACUCGCAGCUAUCGGCCACAGACAGUAUCACUAGCCCCAGUGAUUACUCGGCUAGGUCCAGGAGUAUUGCGGGCUCACCUGCCACUAUCACGCCAAACUGGGAGUCAAAAUCUUCCGGCUUUGCAGCAGAACGUCGGACUGCUGGAGUCAGCCCCGGGAUGGUGCCCGGCGACAGCUACUUUAAUACUCGCCCGCGUCAUGCCGGCCCUAGCGAUGACACCGCGCAAGAAGAUAUUGCGUCUCGUGGCAGCCGUCUGGCGAAGGAGACCUCCACCAUUGAACAUACCCAUCGGAGGUCUGGAAGCCUAAGACAGAUCCCUCAUACCCCGGCAGUUAAUGAGCCUGGCCUCGUAGACGCUAAUAGAGGUGAUGGAGAUGAAAAGUCUUCUACCCGGCCGUCAUCGAAAAGUUCUGCAGAACCCAAUAGCACGCACAGCGAAUCGGACCAUGCUCCGGAUUCUGACGACAAGCUCUUGCGACCUUCUGGUCACACUACUGUCGGCACACCGGGACAGAAACACACGUUGAUGCACUCGUACGGGGCAGACUUUGCUGCCACCUUCCAGUCUCUGCCCCCUAGUGCUUCUCUGCUAUCUAAGCCGACUACGUCCCACCCGCGCACUCAAACAGGGCCCACGGCGCAGUUCAGUAUGCUGCCGCCCUCAGAUCGGCUCAAAAGCAUCAUGCUGGAUAGCCUGCCAGUCCAUGUCUUUGUAGCACUCCCAGUAACAGGAGAAAUAGUUUGGGUCAACAGCAGGUAUCUUUUCUACCGAGGCCAGACAAUCGGUGAUCUUGUGGCCGACCCAUGGGCAAGUCUUCACCCUGAAGACAGGGAUGACUACAUACUGGCCUGGAGCGACUCACUCCGGUCAGGUAGCUCGUUUGAGCGGACAAUUCGACUCCGACGUUUCACUGGCGAUUACCGAUGGCACCAGGCAAGGGCGGUUCCUUUGAGAGACAAGCGCGGCGUACUGGUCCAGUUCAUCGGUUCCUACAUGGACAUUCACGACCAGCAUGUUGCAGAGCUCAAAAGUGUGCGUCAAGUUGAAGUCGAGGCCUCGGAAGCGAAGCAUCGUUUGCUAGCCAACCUUAUCCCUCAGAUCAUUUUCACCGCGACUGAACAGGAAGGCAUCACCUUUGCAAAUAACCAGUGGCUCUCAUAUACUGGACAGACCUCAGAGGCCACCCUUGGACUUGGUUUCAUGGACUUCGUGCAUCCAGACGACCUCGCCAAGUGCCGCCUACCAAGCAUUCGCAAUCAGAUGUCGUUCUUCCAAACAGAUGUAUCAAGCCCAGGCUCGAGCCAGACCGCGGGAAAGAGCUCACAAUCGGCAGAUGAAGAUCCCUCAAAUCUUUCGCGCAGCAGCACCAGCGACAAUACCCUCACACCUGAAUUUCAGUCUGGCGAUCUUGCCGAUCUUGUCAGAAAGGGAAUCAUCAAAGUAGCGACGGAUAGUGAUGGUCGCGUGUCAUACACAACGGAAGUCCGCCUACGCUCCAAGCCUGGCGACUACAGGUGGCACCUAGUGCGAUGCGUGGAGAUUGACAAUAUUGACUUUGGGAACGGCGUCAGCUCAUACUUUGGAUCAGCAACUGAUAUCAACGACCACAAACUACUCGAAGCCAAGCUUAAGGAGGCCAUGGAGUCUAAAGCGCGUUUCCUCAGCAACAUGUCUCACGAGAUUCGCACGCCACUGAUUGGUAUUUCCGGCAUGGUGAGCUUUCUCCAGGAGACUACGCUGAAUGAAGAGCAGCGGGACUACACAAACACCAUACAAACGAGCGCCAAGAGUCUUCUCAUAAUCAUCAACGACAUUCUAGACCUCUCCAUCGACGCAGGCAUGAUGAAGCUCAAGUUUGAGUGGUUUCACACUCGCUCUCUCAUUGAGGACGUCAACGAGUUGGUGUCCGCCAUGGCGAUUGCGAAACGGCUUGAGCUCAAUUACAUUGUGGAAGAGAAUGUCCCAUCAUGGGUGAAGGGAGACAAGGUCCGCAUUCGGCAGGUCCUCCUCAAUGUCAUCGGAAACGCGAUCAAAUUCACGUCGGAGGGAGAAGUUUUCAGUCGAUGUAGGGUGUGCGUCGAUGACUCUGCGACCUCGGACGAAGAUAGCAUCAUGCUUGAAUUCUCGAUAAUUGACACAGGACGAGGCUUUACCAAAGAGGAGGCCGACCUCAUUUUCAAGCCCUUCAGUCAGAUUGAUGGGAGCAGCACGCGCCAGCACGGCGGGAGUGGUUUAGGUCUGGUUAUCUCUCGACAACUUGUUGAGCUGCACGGUGGCCAGAUGAAUGGCACAGCUGUUCCGGGGCAAGGCUCGACUUUUACCUUCACCGCUCGGUUCGGCCUGCCAAGUGCAGAAGACCAUCCUAACACAAUUGGGACUCCUCCAAUGCUACCAACCGUCGCAACACCGGCUGCUGAUAAGCAUGCUCAAGCACUAAGACCCUUUUUACUCCAGCAGACACUGAAUGGUUUCAACACUGCCAGUCCUGGAUCCGACGUUGGAACGAUCUCGCCAGCUCUCAACUCGUCGGCAAGUUCCGACCCUUCAGUGCGGUCAUCCGCACGCACGGCACGCUCCAGUGUGUCAUCGGUCCAUGUAGGACUAGCACACUUUAGCGAAGCUGCAAAGGCGAGUGGGCAGGAUUUGUCUCAGAUGCGCUUGCAGUUGCCCUUUGAGAAGCCGCGGAUUCCAGGUACGCCGAUACAAGACGACUCGGAGAUACCACCACACUUCAGGCCACCUAUGUAUUCGAUUCUCGUGAUUUGCGCUCAGAAGCAUUCACGCGAAGCCACAACCAAGCAUAUAGAGAUGACGCUGCCGAAGGACGUGCCGCACCAGAUCACGGCUGUGGAAACAAGCGCGGAUGCGGAGAAGCUGAUUGGCGGGCACGAAUCAGUGACCUUCACUCAUGUCGUCCUCAAUCUCAGUUCCGCUGAAGAAGUCAUUGGCGUUGUCGACCGGAUUAUUGAAAGCUCAGGUGGUCGCACCUCCGUUCUCGUCCUCUCAGACUCUGUCCAAAGACAGUCAGUUCUCAAGCUGGCGUCUGAUCCAGCACACCAGCAACUCCUGGACGAGAAGCGUAUCACGUUUGUCUACAAGCCUAUCAAGCCAUCACGUUUCGCGGUCAUCUUUGAUCCUGCGAAUGAACGCGAUCUAAGCGUGGACCUCAACAGGUCAAGCGCAGCACAGAUGGUGGAGAGCCAGAAGCAAAAUUACAUUGAUGUCGAAAAGAGGAUCGGCAACAAGGGCUAUAGAGUAAUGCUCGUCGAGGACAAUCCCGUCAAUCAGAAGGUCCUGGUGCGCUACCUCAAGAAAGUUGGAAUUGACGCCGAAAUUGCUGCGGAUGGUGUCGAGUGCACGGAGAAGGUGUUUUCGCAUGGCUCGGGAUACUACUCUUUAAUCUUGUGUGAUUUACACAUGCCUCGGAAGGACGGUUACCAAGCAUGCCGCGAAAUGCGAGCUUGGGAAGCAAAGGAGGGCCACUCGAAGCUUCCGAUCAUUGCACUCUCCGCAAACGUCAUGUCCGAUGUGCAAGAGAAAUGUAUCGCAGCCGGGUUCAGUGACUACGUCACGAAGCCGGUCGACUUCGUCGACUUGAGCACUGCCAUGUCGAAGUUUAUAUGA
This is a messenger RNA of Microdochium trichocladiopsis, 6356 nucleotides long. RefSeq lists its product as uncharacterized. Bases 381 to 6356 code for a protein of 1991 amino acids. The transcript is spliced from 3 exons. The record is from RefSeq and is a predicted model, not a curated record. NCBI's taxonomy places the organism in Eukaryota, Fungi, Ascomycota, Sordariomycetes, Xylariales, Microdochiaceae. Gene Ontology annotation, molecular function: protein binding; phosphorelay sensor kinase activity. Gene Ontology annotation, biological process: phosphorelay signal transduction system; phosphorylation.